Molecule: messenger RNA, 5066 nt
Organism: Linum trigynum
Lineage: Eukaryota; Viridiplantae; Streptophyta; Magnoliopsida; Malpighiales; Linaceae
Source: the annotation of a GenBank genome assembly
AAAAAUAGAACUUAAGAAACAAAGAGGAAAUUUUCCUCUGGAACCCUAGCCACCGAUUCUUAAUCCCUCUCCUCCGUGACUCCUUAGUCCUUCCUCUCUCCACUACUUCCCGUCGACGACUCCCUCGUUGCCGCUCCUGGCGACACCGCCUUCAUCCCAAUCACCUUCUCUUACCUCAUCGUCCCGCAGCGACUUGCCCUCGCCGAUCUCCGCCAGUUCAAACCUCUCUCUCUUUCAUCAGAAAAAGCAGAAGCGAGCUCUGCCUUUCCGAGCCCGACAGGCUAUUCCGCCGAUUUGAACACUUUCAGAAAGCCAGAAGAUCUACCAAACCCUCCGCCGCUGCUGCAACCUAAUCGCCCUUAAACUCUCUCCAAUGAGUCUGUCGUCUCUCUUAUUUCAACCCCAUCGCCUUUCAACUUUCUCAUUCGCUGAUUUUUGCUUCCUCUAAACCAGAUCUGAGUUGAAAUAGGGCGGUAGUUCUAUUUGGGUUCCUUGACUUGACGAUUGGAUCUCCAGGUCAUGAUGGCGGCGAUGUCAUGUUUUUAUAGACUAGAGAGAGGGCGGAGGUGGGUGGCGAAGGCGCCGACGAGGCCAUCGAGAGAGGGAGGAGGUGGGUGGCGAAGGGCACCAUCUGUCACGGCGGAGGCGAGUGGGUUUUGGCAAUUUUGGAUUUGCCCGAAGAGGAGAGUGGAAAAACCAAAAAAGUCUUUGGAAAAAAAAAUAUAAUUAACUAGUUCUAAUUUUUAUAAUUUAAUAAAUGAUGACGUGUACGAUCCUAGUCAGCACCGGAUGCUGAGUCACUAUCGGAAAAAUCAUGGACAAUCAAUUUUGACGGUAAAUUCAAAACCCGGGCCAAAUUUGUCCAAGAAUUUGAAAAGUAGGCCACAACUGUCUUAUUCAAAAAAUCGGGCCAAAACUGACACUUAUGCCAAAUUUCGGGCUAAACUAGGGUAUUAACCCAAUAAUGCAAUUAAUGAAAUGUAUCCGGCCAACAGGUCGAACCGAAAUUUAGUUUUGUAAUAUAUAUUUUUGUUUAUCAGGCAUGAGUUAGUUAAUGUUAAUGAUAAUAAUAUCCCCUAUACGAUUCUGAUUCUCACAACCAUGUUGAAAAGAUUCCUUUAAAUGUUCUCUUUCCGCGAAAAAGAGAUAACCAGCAGUGGGCCCCAAUCCCAUCCCCCUAAGAAGCUUCGUCUUCAAGUAAUCACGGAGCUGAGCUUGCAGACAAAAAGGGAGAGAAAUGAUAGAAACGAAGAGACGAGAGGAGAGUAGACCAGAGAAGCAGCAAGGCCCGUCAUUUUCUUUUGAGCUCCAAUAUAUAUUAUUGAAAUCACAUUUCAGUUUCAUCCGAUUAAAAAAUUAGGGUUUAAGCAGCUAAAGCAGCAAGCCAAUGGCCUGAAUAUGGACAAUCAGCUCCUUUUCACGCCUAAUCGUGAUUGAAAUCCUGAUUAUUCUUUUGGGUUUUACCGAUGGCCGUGGUGAGUCCAGUGCCUCCAAUCACGCAGGUUGGGAGUCCGUUGAGGCUUUCUGAGUUUGGAGGUUCGAGGAAGAUGAACGGCAGAAGUUGUAGUAGCAGCGCCAGCGAGGUUGCGCCCGUGGCUCGGAUGAUUGAAGAGAAGAUAUACGUCGCCGUUGGGAAAUCCGUCAAGGAGAGCAAGUCGCUGCUUGUUUGGGCUUUGCAGAACUCGGGAGGGAAGAAGAUUUGCCUUCUUCACGUUCACACUCCUGCUCCGAUGAUUCCUCUGACUCUGAUGGGUGCCAAAUUUCCGGCAAGUUCGCUGAAAGAGAAGGAAGUCAGGGCCUUCCGUGACAUUGAAAGACAGGAAAUGUACAAGAUCCUAGCUGAAUAUCUUCGUUUAUGUCGAAAAGCAGGGGUCCAGGCUGAAGAGCUGGUUAUUGAGAAGGAAGCCAUCGAGGAUGGCAUCGUUGAACUUAUCACUAGUCAUGGGAUUAAGAAGCUUGUGAUGGGAGCUGCAGCAAACAGGCGAUAUUCCAAGACUAUGAUGGCCCCUAAGUCAAAGAAGGCCACCUCAGUGAAGGAGCGAGCACCAGCUUAUUGUCAUAUAUGGUUUGUUUGCAAGGGCCAUCUUAUCCACCCAAGGCUUGCUACUUUGCAUCAAGAUGAUGACACCAAAUCCCCUCAGCAACAAGGGAGUCCAAGCAUGAGAAUUGGGAAUUACCAGCGAUCCCGUUCUGCUCAAGUGAAGCCUUCCAACCCAGUGCAAGAUCUGUUCCGCAGGAUGUCUUCUCUAAAUCUUGAUGCCGAAUCCAAUGGGGGAAGAGAAACACAGCCUACUAUGCCAGAUGAUACUAGAAAGGUGGGAACACCAGGAGCCAGGUCAGAUGCAAGUUCUGAUGAAUGUGAAUCAAGGAGCACAUCACUGGGUUCAAAUCUGUCAGCAAGUUCUUCUGGUGAAAUGGUCAACCUUGCUGUUGUUCCCAGUUUGAUAACUGUAGGUAGUUUCAUGGCUUCAGAGAUUAGCACGUUGCCAGAGAAUGCAGAUGGUCCUUAUCAUACAUCUCCUCCCACUGUACUGGAAAGAACUUUAGUGGAUCCUCUUUACGAACAGCUUAAACGGACAAUGGAAGAGUCUAUAAGCACCAGGAGGGAAGCACUUGAGGAAGCACUCAGGCGUGCAAAAGCUGAAAAGAAUGCCAUUGAGGCCAUACACAGGGUCAAGGCAUUAGAAAGCCUCUAUGCUGAAGAGUCAAAGCAAAGAAAAGAGAUCGAACAAGCAAUAGCGAAAGAAAAAGAAGAAGUUGAUGUUAUGAGGAAUAACCGGGACAAAGUUAACGAUGAACUUCGCGUUGCCUUGGAUCAUAAAGCAUCACUAGAAACCCAAAUUGCUGAAUCUGAUCAAACAGUUAAGGAAUUUGAGCAAAAAAUCUUUGCUGCCGUUGAGCUGUUGCAAAAAUACAAGGAAGAGCGGGAAGAAUUGCAGGUGGUGCGCGAUAAUGCACUGAGACAAGCUGAAGAGCUGAGGAGAAGUAGAGCAGAGGCCUCAAAAGCAACAAUGGAUGAAUUCUUUUCGGAGUUCAGAUUCACAGAGAUCGAGGAAGCAACUAAUAACUUUGAUCCAUCUCUGAAGAUUGGUGAAGGUGGAUAUGGUAGCAUUUACAGAGGGGUACUGCGACACAGCCAAGUGGCUAUAAAGAUGCUUCACGCUCAUAGCAUGCAAGGUCCCUCGGAGUUUCAACAAGAGGUGGAUAUCUUGAGCAAGAUGAGGCACCCAAAUCUUGUCACCCUGAUUGGUGCCUGUCCUGAAGCCUGGACUCUUGUAUAUGAGUUUCUUCCAAAUGGAAGCCUUGAAGAUAGACUGAGCUGCAGGGACAACUCUCCUCCUUUAUCUUGGCAAACUCGAAUCCGCAUAGUCACCGAGCUAUGCUCUGUUCUCAUAUUUCUUCACUCAAGCAAACCACAUAGCAUUGUUCAUGGUGAUCUGAAACCCGCAAAUAUUCUCUUAGAUGCUAACUUGGUUUGCAAGCUAAGUGACUUUGGGAUCGCCCGGCUACUUCAUCAAGAUGAAGAUUCCAGUGGCAGAGAAAUGAUGCUUCACAGGACUGCUCCGAAGGGUACUUAUGCUUAUAUGGAUCCCGAGUUUCUUGCCUCCGGGGAGCUCACUCCCAAGUCCGAUCUUUAUUCCUUUGGGAUAAUACUCUUAUGUUUGUUGACUGGGAAAUCGCCUUUGGGUUUAACCAAAGAAGUGCAAGAUGCAUUAAACAAAGGCAACUUGAAAUCUCUACUAGAUCCUUUGGCAGGGGACUGGCCCUUUGUGCAAGCCGAACAGUUGGCUCGUUUAGCACUACGCUGCUGCGAGCUAAACCGGGAAAACCGGCCAGAUCUUGCAUCAGAGGUAUGGAGGGUGCUCGAACCUUUGAAGGCAUCAUGUGGAGGGCCAUCAAGUUUCCGGGCUGGAUCAGAAGAACCAUGCCAGCCUCCUUUGUACUUCAUAUGCCCCAUUUUCCUGGAAGUUAUGAGGGAUCCACAUGUAGCAGCCGAUGGAUUUACAUAUGAAGCAGAAGCAUUUAGAGGAUGGCUGGACAGUGGACAUGAGACGUCCCCAAUGACCAAUAUGAAGCUUGAGCAUUCCAAUCUCGUCCCCAACCGGGCACUGCGUUCUGCGAUUCAGGAGUGGCUUCAACAGCAACAAAGCAGCAUCACUUGACUUUCCCCUUUUGAGCAAUGCAUCUGUUAAUAUCACUAUUGUUUACAAUGUAAAAGCAUACCUAAAAGAUAGAAGAACCAAUCGUGUAUGUUCGGCUCCUCCGACUUGUCCUUGGGAGGAGAACUAUCAGUAUCAGUAGGAAAGCAGAGAUACUCACUUUCCAUUUUUGUAUUGUAGAUGGAGAUCGUGGAACUACUGUUUGCUUGUAGAGAAAUCGUACAUUACCGUUGUUUGUACUUAUGCACACAGAUAUGCAUAUACAUUAUAUAAACAUAGCAUCUUUGCUUUCUGUAUUAGAUGCAAGAUGUACGCAUUACGUAUUAGAACUGAUAACAUAAUUUGACUGCUGCCUUUGGAGAUUGCAGGGAAAUGGGAGAUCUCAACGGCUUGAGUUCCAGUCUUUAAGUCUCAUUUUGUAAAGAGAAUCUUAAAACCUUCGUAUUGGUUAGGGUUUAGGGGUGUUCAAACGGUGUGGUUAACAUGGUAACCGUUUUAACCAGUACUAUUUGGAUAAUUUGGUUUGUUUAAUUUGGAUAAUUGGUUUGGUUUGGUUUGGUUAAAGUUUUUACCUUGUUUGGUUUAAGUGGUUUGGUUUGGUUUCGGACACUCCUAACCAGCCAAACCAAAUCAACCAGAUAAAUAAUUAGCUAUAUAUAUAAUAUCUACACAUACUUAAUACGUUGAAUAAUCACUCAAGAAUUAAACGUUCAUUCUUUUAGACUCAUAAAAUAUAAAGUUUGAUAUUGUUCCUAAAAUAUAAAGUUUGAUAUUUUUUUUUUAACAAAAAGAAAUUUUCAAUUUCGAAAAUCUAAUGACGUGUAAGAUAUUUCUCCAUAUUUACAUCGGACUGGAUAAGGAGGAUGAAGACAAAUCAUGGAAUCCUAAGAAAUAGUAAUGAACGAA